This is a messenger RNA of Pochonia chlamydosporia 170, 228 nucleotides long. RefSeq lists its product as hypothetical. NCBI's taxonomy places the organism in Eukaryota, Fungi, Ascomycota, Sordariomycetes, Hypocreales, Clavicipitaceae. The transcript has 2 exons. The record is from RefSeq and is a predicted model, not a curated record. The coding region runs from base 1 to 228 and encodes 75 amino acids.
AUGUCUGCGCCAAUCUUCUGGUCCACCCCCCUCAAGUACUGCCGCUGGGCAGCUCGCGAGAGACCCGCGCUCUUCUGGUCCGUCAUUAUCGGUGCCACUGGUCCCAUUGCCAUGCCCAUCGUGCCCCCGAUCCGAAAAUACUUUGGCGACGUUGAUCCUGCGCCGAUUCCUGUCACAUAUCCCGUUCCUACGGGCCCUCGGAAACAAUUGACGGGCUACGACGACUAG